CGUCAUCCUUUGUUGACGAUAGAAUGUAUUUAAAAUGUCAAUAAAACAUAUUAUUUAAAUAAAUAACACUUGUAUUAGCAUUUUUAAAAUAUAUUUAUAUACAUUCAUUUUCACUUAGAUUUUUCAACAAUUUUCUAAUUUUUUAUUUAAUCUAAUUCUUGCCUCGCGUUCAGCCAAGAGUAUGUGGUCAGGGGGGACAAGAAGUCAAGGGAAAAGUCUAUUAAUACCUGCAGCUGGUGUCCUGUGAAUCAGCAGGACAGGAAUAGUCGAGUGUGCAGCUGCAGUGGUUGUUUGUCGUGACAUGGCCUGCAAAAAUGACACUCGGAAAUCAAAACCUCCACAUCAACCUGAGCAGAUAAACAAAGUGGAAGAGGACAAGUCAGCUGUACAAGUACAAGUACAAGACCUUCAACCAGAAGUCCCCGAUGCUACUGUAAGAGUGGAAGGCGAGAGUUUUUAUGUCAACCGUCGGUGUCUGGCCAACCACAGUCCCUACUUCAGGGCUCUGUUCUUUGGCGGUGGAGUGGAAAGUGGCAAAAGGAGAAUUGAAAUCAAAGGUGUGGCUGUGGACUUUUUCAAGAUCUUGAUGGAACAUAUAGUGACAUCAAAGCUAGUUUUGGAUCGAGAAAAUGUGCUGGGGAUUCUUGAGACGGCAGACUAUCUCCAACUGGGGCGAGCCAGGCUGUUGUGCUGCAAAUUCCUGGAGCGAGAGCUGCAUCUGAGCAACUGUCUGGGAAUGAUGGGAUACGCCUGGCAGCGUGGUUACACUCAGCUCUACGGUGCUGCACAACAGGUUGUGCUCUCACACUUUUCCGCCAUCAUCAAUGAAGAGGACUUCCUGCACUUACCCAAGGAGACAGUAGCACAUAUUCUUGCCAGCGACGACCUGGCCAUCAGUAAGGAUGACACAGCCCUGGAGGCCGUCCUGCGCUGGGUAUCGUUUGACUCUAAACGAGAGGACAGCUUUCUGGAGCUCAUGGAGCUGGUGAGGCCUGAAUCCCUCUCUUUGUCUUUUGUCACUGAACUUUUGACCAAAAUGAAGAGCUCUGACCCCAAAGCGAAGCUCAUUUGCAUGCUAAAUGAACACUUCCCAGCGUCCUGGUCAAUGGGCCGGUCAUUGAGGAGGACCAGGGCCAGAGAGACCCUUUUUGUCCUGGGUGGACCUCAUGAUCAGGAGCAACAGGCGCUGUACCAGUUUCACCCUCUGACCGGUAGAUGGCAAAGCUGUGCACCUCUGCAGAGAAAGAACCUCACGCAGUACUCAGUAGCUGCAGUAGGAGACAACGUGGUUGUUACUGGCGGCUACUUCCGGGAUGUGCUGUGGUUCAGUGUGGACUGGGUCAGUGUGUACGAAUGUGGAAACCAACGCUGGGUGAGCGCCCCGGCCUUACAGAAGUCCAGACACAGUCACUGCUCCAUCGGGUUGGACUCUGUUCUGUUUGUCCUCGGUGGAAGUAUGGACGAAGGUCUGGUGGCCGAUGUAGAGAGGCUGGUCCUGGGGUCGGAGGAGGGGUGGGCGGGGGUCAGCCCAAUGGUCAGGGCUGUGGAGAGGGCAGCUUGUGCCGCUCUGGGGAUGUGUAUCUAUGUGGCGUGCGGCCUGGAUGAAAACGGGGACGUGUACAGUGGAGUACAGAGAUACGCGGUGCAGAGUGACCAAUGGGACGUCGUCUCCUACUCACCAUUUCCACGGUACGACCUGGCCGCCACCGAGCUAAAUGGCGCCCUCUACCUUCUUGGAGGCCAAAGCUUACGUUUUGACGUGGAAACCGACGAGUGGACGCUGCUGGAGGAGGAAUUUUUGGAAAGGAAGUUCUUUUGUGGCUGCGCCAUAGUCAACAAUCAGAUCUACCUGGUCAGUGAGAGGAAGGGCAACAAAACGUUUCCAAACAUGGUGCUGAUGGACCCUUACAUAGACACGUGCCUCGAGAUAGACGACGCCAUUCCCUGCCCUGUUCCUAUCAGAGGGAGCGUCACUAUGAGAUUGGUCAUGUGACAGUGUGUUUUUCUGUACCUGUACUUUGUACCAUUAUUUUUGGACUACAGAUUUUUUAAAUCAGAAGAAAAAAAAUCUUCCAUUACUUAAAACAACUGAACUAAUAUACAUG
Cynoglossus semilaevis (tongue sole) is the source of this 2105-nucleotide messenger RNA. Its product is annotated as kelch-like protein 23. The record is from RefSeq and is a predicted model, not a curated record. NCBI's taxonomy places the organism in Eukaryota, Metazoa, Chordata, Actinopteri, Pleuronectiformes, Cynoglossidae. The transcript has 3 exons. Bases 302 to 1993 code for a protein of 563 amino acids. Gene Ontology annotation, molecular function: protein binding.